Neospora caninum is the source of this 3279-nucleotide messenger RNA. RefSeq names its product putative PAN domain containing protein. Lineage: Eukaryota; Apicomplexa; Conoidasida; Eucoccidiorida; Sarcocystidae. Gene Ontology annotation, molecular function: protein binding. The record is from RefSeq and is a predicted model, not a curated record. Gene Ontology annotation, cellular component: extracellular region. The coding region runs from base 1 to 3279 and encodes 1092 amino acids. The transcript has 6 exons. Gene Ontology annotation, biological process: proteolysis.
AUGGAGCCAUCGUCAGCGGAGGAUGUCCCAUACCCGAUCGUCUCAAAUCCCCGACGGCGACCCAGACGUAUGAUCGGUCACGGGGAUGUAGCUAUUGUUUUUAUCGUGCUGGCAGCCACACUGGCUUCUCCAAGCCUGUGUGACAGAGCCAUCAACUAUGAGGACCAGCGUUCGACAGACGGUGGGAACAGACACCGUUCCGCGUCUGUCGAGGGAAGACGGUACCAAGAGGAAUACGCUCCUCGUAUGUUAUCCGGUCCUGCAUCCGAAUCAAGCGACCCUAACCCGACUGCCCGUGAACUGGCGCAGCAGCUGCUGCAGGAACUGUAUAAGCGGGACGUAGUUUUGACAAACAGGCAAAUUCUCCAGGUCCUCCCCUCGCUUCUGCCACAGGUGGAAGCCCUCGGCCUCGAUGCAGCCGAGUUUGAAGAUGAAUUCAGAAGUCUUCUCGCCACUCGAGUCGGUGUGUCUCAGAAGACUGCUGAGCAAUCUAGAGGACCGUUGUCUCAGAGGAAAAUCACAAAAGUGCCUAGACGAGAUCUGAACGAUCCUGCUCGCUAUACGGAAAACAAGCCUAGGUCGUCGACUGUCGCAAGACAGGAAGGCAACAGCCAUAAGCUUGACGAAGAAAACAGGUUUUCUAUUCGUGAUAGGGAGUACCCAGCUUUCAUCCCCACUCCAGAGCUGCGUGGGUUCGGCACGCCGACUCCUGCCCCGCUCAUGAAGCAAAGCGAGGGUAUCACGAAUGAAUACACAGAAGAACUGCCUGAGGAGACAGAUGUUCUGGCAGGGGAAACCGCUAAAUUGGGAGAAGAAGAGGAACUCGACGGUCAGCAGCUUUUCCAGUUGUGGAAGAAGGCGAACAGAAGGCAGCGAACGGUCAACAAAGAUUUCGACUUGGUGGUGGGAGGCGAUGAGCUGUUGCGGGUCCGCGCCACUACCUACAAACGCACUGGCCCAGCACCAUCGACAGGAACGGACGUCACUGUAGUACCUUUGGUGGCAGCUUCGUUUGAUGCUCCCGGGGAGAGCGCUUUGACUUUGGUUCAGGCAUUCAACGGUGAGCCAGGUGAGCUUCGGCGAAUGUUCGCUGAAGCUGUCAUCGACUCCAUCCCCGGUCGGCUGAAAUACCUGUGGAAUGUAUCCGAGUCCGAUGUACGGCUCUUUUCUAUCCAAGACAACGACAUUUCGGUAUACCUAAACACAACUAACAUCGUCCACAGGCCGGAGCCCAUGAGCACGCCCCUGUCCUUCACCCCAGGCUGCAACUUCACGCGUUCCCUGACGGAUCAAACUCAAAUCGGCACAUCUUCAACUCCGUGUGUCAGGAUCCAAUGGGACCUGCUUGAUUCGAUCGGUAGAGGAGAGAUUGGUACAACAGAACUUGUUGAAGCUGUGAAUGCCGAUUUGAUGAGUCAAACCAAUUCCCACAUUCUGGGAAGGCAAUCGGAGUUUGGCCGUCGUGCCGGCACCGUGCUAGGCAAUGUUAUCAGAGUUGCCAGAUCGGCAUACUCCAUCAGUGGCGCGCCAGUAAAGGAUCAGCCAACCGGCCCGAACGCUGGUCAGUGCUUCAAAAGGGGAGUGGACUUCUAUGGAUUCGAUGUGAAGAAGCUUGAGGCGGGAGAGAUUCAUACAGCAGGUGAAUGCGCCGAGCACUGCAAAUUCGUCGAUACGUGUUACUACUGGACUUUUAACCAGGCACGGCGCUGGUGCUAUUUGAAGAAUGCGUACGCACCCGAAGGUCUGCACAGUGAUUCUACGGCGACAAAGGACCUCAUUUCUGGGUUGAAGAACUGCAACGUGCUCCCGGACCCCUAUCCUUCUGAACCAUGCUAUCUGGUUGGUGUGGACAUCCUGACCGCGAAAACCGGUUACACCCGCGUGAUCACAUCCUCUUCGUCGGCGUUGCAAUGCCACGCUGAAUGCGUAAUGGAUCCAUAUUGUUUCUACUGGACUUACAAAUCGUAUCAACGCUUCUGCGUCCUCAAGGGCCGAGAUCUAGUGGAUGUGACCAGCGGACAGCAAGCCGCGAACCAGGGAGAAACCUCAACCACCGAUGGACUGAUCUCGGGCGCAAAACGCUGCAAAACAAACCAAGCUAUUGAUAGACAUGUUCGGCGGCUAAUGGAGGUUGACGAUUCCGAAUUAUCCCAAGAUUUAUGUUACCAGCCAGGGAUAGAAUUCAACUUAUCCAGAGAUCAUGUGGUUCGCGAGGAGACAGCUGUCUAUUCCCCGGAGCAAUGCGACCUAUUAUGCGCCGCGGAGCUAGGCUGCGUCAGCUGGACCUACAAGUUCAAAACAAAACGCUGUUUCUUGCUUGCUUCGGAUGCUCACACGGCCAAGCGUGUAGUUGGUGAAUCGCCAGACGGUCCGGCCGGUGAAGAGGAGGCGGCACUGUCUGGUCUUUUUGGUGCAAGGCACUGCAUAGGCGCUUCUUCUAGCCAGCUCGGCGAACCUCUACAAAGCAGCGAAAGCACUCCGGCAACGGGCAACGGAUUCCGAAUGGGAACGGGAGGAGGCUUCCUGGCACGAGACGAGAAAAACCGUGACAAACAUCUGCAAGGGAAAAAUCCCGGAGCCAUCCGGCAGGAUGCAGUGGCACAGAAUGGCGCUUCGCCCAAGCAAGUCAAGGAGCAGCCAACCUCAAAAGAAAAUGCCGCUGAACCCACUGCCUCUCCGCUUCGACACACCGACACUCUGUCGUCACCAGUUUCAGGAAACGACAAAGAACGGAAUAAGCAUAUGGAAAUGGCUGGACCAGACGUAACUACGAAUGACGCCCAUGUGACGAAGGGAAACAAGCAUGAUGACCAUGGAGACAGGGGAACCCGUGCCGGGAUAGGAACAAGAGACGAUGUUCGCGGUUCGCAAACGAACACCCAGCCGCCAAACACCAUCAGGGAGAAAGUCCCUCUUCAUCUGGAUGCAUACAGGACACGAGAGGACGAAACUAAAAUUGGCGGCACAACCGAUACCAAUGCUAUUGGGCAGAGUGCGCCUUGCGAGCGCGAAGGUGUGGCGCUGACAGGGGGAGACUUCUUCGCUAUUGGUGACCCAGGCGCUGAUACCGGUACAGCCCAGGGCAUAGUUAUGCAAAACUCCCAACAAUGCGCCGCCUACUGCGCCGCCAGCGUGGGAUGCACGUUCUGGACCAUGGAUAAAGAAUCUGGAUUAUGCUAUUUGAAAACGGCGGCGGCACUAUCGACCUACAAACGCGACGACACGACAAAAAACUUUGUGUCUGGAUCGGUGACUGCCGGAUCCGACUGCCUUCUAUGA